This is a messenger RNA of Nanorana parkeri, 1063 nucleotides long. Its product is annotated as BTB/POZ domain-containing protein 2-like. The record is from RefSeq and is a predicted model, not a curated record. Gene Ontology annotation, molecular function: protein binding. NCBI's taxonomy places the organism in Eukaryota, Metazoa, Chordata, Amphibia, Anura, Dicroglossidae. The transcript has 4 exons. Gene Ontology annotation, cellular component: P-body; cytosol. Gene Ontology annotation, biological process: neurogenesis. Bases 215 to 1063 code for a protein of 282 amino acids.
GUGGACACGUUAUCCAAGAUGGAACCUGGAAGACAAACAGGAACUAAACAAAGUGGCAGCAGUUUUGGAGCGCUACGCCGUCACUUUACUCGUCCAAUCAACAGGCCAGAACGUUUACAUCUUUCGUAGUCAAGGUCACAAGUCCCACCUAUAAUUAGUCAAGCCGAUGAGUGCGCUUUUACCGUUGCCAUAGCGAUUAGGGCCACGCCGCCUCAUGCGUCGCUGCUGUCAGGUUUUAUUUGCGAACAGUUAUUGGGAACUUCCAAUUGCGUCCGCCUACAGCUGCCCACAGGAGCCUCCCCCAUCCAAGAUGGCGGCGGGUGGGAAUGGUGGCCUUUCGUUCUCCGGUGUAGUGAGCAACAGCGCCCCUAGCAAUCGCGGUGGGACGGUGUCCUCUUCGUACAACUACAGCGGAGGGGCAGCGGUUUCCUCCCCGGGGAACCAAACCGCAUCUGCAGCGGCCGGUGCCUCGCCUCCAGCGGCUCCGCCUCCGCCGCUACCCACGGCCGCCGGCCUCCUGCACCGAGAGCCCGUGUACAAUUGGCAAGCCACUAAGACCACGGUGCGGGAACGCUUCACUUUCCUGUUUAACAACGAAGUGCUGAGUGACGUGCAUUUCCUAGUCGGCAAAGGACUCGGCAGUCAGCGGAUACCCGCUCAUAGGUUUGUUUUGGCAGUUGGAAGUGCUGUCUUUGAUGCUAUGUUUAAUGGUGGCAUGGCCACAACAUCCACAGAAAUUGAGCUACCAGAUGUUGAACCAGCUGCUUUCCUUGCUUUGUUAAAGUUCCUAUACUCUGAUGAGGUUCACAUUGGACCAGAGACUGUCAUGACUACCCUGUACACAGCAAAGAAGUAUGCGGUGCCAGCACUGGAGGCACAUUGUGUGGAGUUUCUCAAAAAGAACCUUCGGGCUGAUAAUGCCUUCAUGUUGCUUACUCAGGCUCGCCUCUUUGAUGAACCUCAGCUUGCCAGUCUAUGCUUGGAAAAUAUUGAUAAAAACACUUCUGAUGCCCUAAAUGCGGAAGGAUUUACUGACAUUGAUUUAGGUAAUUUGUGUGCUUAA